UUUUAUUUCCUUUCCAGAAUCCAACAUGUCCACGCCCACUUCCCCGAAGACGCCCACGCCGCCCACUUUGCCGCCGGGCGUGACAAAAACGUGUCAUAUAGUCAAAAGGCCUGAUUUCGAUGGUUAUGGCUUUAAUCUGCACUCGGAGAAGGUGAAGCCAGGCCAAUUCAUUGGCAAAGUGGACGCCGAUUCCCCGGCGGAGUCGGCUGGCUUGAAGGAGGGCGAUCGCAUCCUGGAGGUCAACGGCGUGUCCAUUGGCAGUGAAACGCACAAGCAAGUGGUGGCCAGGAUCAAGGCCAUUGCCAACGAAGUCCGCUUGCUCCUCAUCGAUGUGGAUGGCAAGGCCAUAGAGGUGAAGCCCGCAUCUCCGCCAGCAGCAGCUGCCUGCAAUGGCAACGGAAACGGAAGUGCCAGCCCGAACGGAUACGAGGGCACCAAACAGGAGAUGCCCGGAGCCAGUGCUAAUAUCAGUAGCAUCAGCAUGGUGAGCACCAAGCGAUCCUCAAACGCCAGCAGCAUUCAGAGCGGCAGCACCAUGAAUGCCUCCGAUUUGGAUGUGGUCGAUAGGGGAGUCCCGGCAGCCCCGGCACCAGUUGCUACUCCACCUCCUCCUUCUGCUACCCUUCAAAAUGGAAGUAAACCCUCGUCGCCUAUUAACAAUAACACUCUGAUGAGCACGCCCCCACCGCCCUCAGCCACCAAGGCGGGCAUCAAUAACAACGGCAGCGUUUACAACACCAAUGGCAAUGGCACAAAUGGCACCGCCACGCCCAUCACGCCUCCGCCCCCAGCGAGCGGUGGCAAUCGGGCGGGCAGCCUGAAUCUUCCACUGACAGCCGCCGAAAUGCGAGCCAAGUUGGCCUCCAAGAAGAAGUACGAUCCCAAGAACGAGAGCGUGGACCUCAAGAAAAAGUUCGACAUCAUCCAGAAGCUCUGAGAGAAUGGAAACCAACCCAACACCAUACUUGUUAUAAUGUCAGGAUGAGGAG
This is a messenger RNA of Drosophila takahashii, 989 nucleotides long. RefSeq names its product Na(+)/H(+) exchange regulatory cofactor NHE-RF1. The record is from RefSeq and is a predicted model, not a curated record. Gene Ontology annotation, biological process: protein localization to plasma membrane. Gene Ontology annotation, molecular function: protein binding; protein-membrane adaptor activity. Gene Ontology annotation, cellular component: apical plasma membrane. NCBI's taxonomy places the organism in Eukaryota, Metazoa, Arthropoda, Insecta, Diptera, Drosophilidae.